AUGUCAAAUUUUGAUUAUUCAUUGUUGGUUCACAAGGACCAACAGUUCAUCUACACAGUAUUUGUGGGUACAAAUGGCUAUUUCGAUCCAGAGUAUUUUCAUACUUCUCGGUUUACAGAAAAAUCUGAUGUUUACUCUUUGGGGGUGGUGUUGUUUAGAGUGUUGUGUGCGAGGAAAACUAUCUCUGUGGAGGAAGACUACGGGGACGAGCGGAGACUUCUAAGCACGUGGGUUGUGGAGUGCAUAGAAGCAGAGUCAGUUGAAGAGAUCAUUGAUCCAUUUCUAAUGGGGAAGAUUUCGCCACUUUGUUUGAAAUGCGUCCUCAAGAGCGAAACUGAACGACCUCCAAUGAGUGAUGUUGUGCGAAACCUCGAGUUUGCUCUAUGGUUAACGCUAGAAGAGGACAUAACAUGCAAGGGAAUAGACAGCAAAGGAGGGCGGCACGUAGGUAGCAAGAACGCCUACAGCAUCUGCAAAUGGAGGAAGAGCAGCAAAUGCCAGGGUUUCAGGAUGCUGAUGGAUGGUUAUAUUUAUCCUCUGCAUUUAAAAUUUGUUGGAGAAUUAGGUACUAGAUGUGUUGAACAAGCCUGCUAG
Cornus florida is the source of this 594-nucleotide messenger RNA. RefSeq names its product receptor-like protein kinase FERONIA. The coding region runs from base 1 to 594 and encodes 197 amino acids. NCBI's taxonomy places the organism in Eukaryota, Viridiplantae, Streptophyta, Magnoliopsida, Cornales, Cornaceae. The transcript has 3 exons. Gene Ontology annotation, cellular component: plasma membrane; plasmodesma. Gene Ontology annotation, biological process: protein autophosphorylation. The record is from RefSeq and is a predicted model, not a curated record. Gene Ontology annotation, molecular function: transmembrane receptor protein tyrosine kinase activity; ATP binding.